Tympanuchus pallidicinctus (lesser prairie-chicken) is the source of this 3476-nucleotide messenger RNA. It is a transcript of the gene PACSIN2, whose product is annotated as protein kinase C and casein kinase substrate in neurons 2. Gene Ontology annotation, molecular function: phospholipid binding; protein binding. Lineage: Eukaryota; Metazoa; Chordata; Aves; Galliformes; Phasianidae. Gene Ontology annotation, biological process: regulation of endocytosis; plasma membrane tubulation; actin cytoskeleton organization. The transcript has 12 exons. Bases 309 to 1766 code for a protein of 485 amino acids. Gene Ontology annotation, cellular component: plasma membrane; cytoplasm; endosome. The record is from RefSeq and is a predicted model, not a curated record.
UUUUCAGCAGCCGGCAGGAAAUGAUGAAAUGUGCUCAGAGAGAAUUUUGUUUGUGGAAGUGGAGGUCAGGCAGAGCUGUGCAGGUACUGCAGCUCCCUGUGCUGUUUUGCUGCUCAGCUCCAUGUUUGGGGAAAAGCAACUGAACUGAGGCAUGUCUUUUAAGGAACAGUCCAUAUAGAAAUCAGUCUGAAAAUCCGGAGAGAGAAUCUGGGGAAUGGUGGUGUCCUUCCAACGGUUACUGACUUGACUAAUAUACAGUUUUGAAGGUGUUGAAGCUCUGAAUACUUGCAAGCUCUCCAUACAUAGAAAUGUCUGGCUCAUAUGAUGAUUCUGUUGGAGUAGAAGUUUCUAGUGAUAGCUUCUGGGAGGUUGGAAAUUACAAGCGGACAGUAAAGAGAAUCGAUGAUGGUCACAGACUUUGCAAUGAUCUCAUGAACUGUAUUCAUGAACGUGCACGGAUAGAGAAGGUCUAUGCUCAGCAACUUACAGAAUGGGCAAAGAGAUGGAAACAGCUUGUGGAAAAAGGCCCACAGUAUGGAACAGUAGAAAGGGCUUGGUGUGCUUUUAUGUCAGAAGCUGAAAAAGUGAGUGAACUACAUCUAGAAGUAAAAGGUUCACUGAUGAAUGAAGACUUUGAAAAAAUCAAGAACUGGCAGAAGGAAGCCUUUCAUAAGCAAAUGAUGGGAGGAUUUAAGGAAACCAAAGAAGCAGAAGAUGGAUUUAGGAAAGCUCAGAAACCCUGGGCAAAAAAGCUGAAAGAGGUGGAAGCUGCAAAGAAAGCAUAUCAUGCAGCCUGUAAAGAGGAGAAACUGGCUAUAUCUAGAGAGACAAAUAGCAAAGCUGAUCCAGCGUUAAAUCCUGAACAACUCAAGAAAUUACAAGACAAAGUGGAGAGAAGCAAACAAGAUGUGCUAAAGACAAAAGAAAAGUAUGAAAAAUCACUGAAAGAAUUAGAUAAUGCCACUCCUCAGUACAUGGAGAACAUGGAGCAGGUAUUUGAACAGUGUCAGCAGUUUGAGGAAAAACGCUUACGUUUCUUUCGAGAAGUGUUGCUGGAAGUUCAAAAACACCUUGACUUGUCUAAUGUUGCAAGUUACAAAAAUAUCUACCGUGAACUGGAACAGAACAUAAAAACUGCAGAUGCUGUUGAAGACUUGCGGUGGUUCAGAGCUAAUCAAGGUCCAGGGAUGUCAAUGAAUUGGCCUCAGUUUGAGGAGUGGUCUGCAGAUCUGAAUCGCACUCUGAGCAGAAGAGAAAAGAAGAAAGCUUCUGAUGGAGUGACUCUGACCGGUAUUAAUCAGACAGGAGAUCAAGCUUCACAGCCUAACAAACAUAGCAGCAGUCUUAGUGUCCAGAGUAACACAGUGCAGUCAGUACAAUCAAGUUACAAUCCCUUUGAAGAUGAAGAAGAUACUGGGAGUACUGUCAGUGAAAAGGAGGACAAUAAGAUCAAAAACGUUAGCAGCUAUGAAAAAAACCAAAGCUACCCUACAGAUUGGUCUGAUGAAGAGUCCAACAAUCCCUUUUCUUCCACUGAUGCAAAUGGAGACACCAAUCCAUUUGAUGAAGAUGCUUCUCCUGCAAUGGAGGUGAGAGUGCGUGCACUCUAUGACUACGAGGGCCAAGAGCAAGAUGAACUCAGCUUUAAAGCAGGGGAUGAGUUAACUAAAAUGGAGAAUGAAGAUGAGCAGGGUUGGUGCAAAGGACGUCUGGACAACGGGCAAGUUGGUUUAUACCCAGCAAACUAUGUAGAACCAAUCCAGUGACAAAGGACAAAGUUAAUACAGAAGCAUUACAAAAGCUCUGCAGGCCUGUACAGUAUAUAUUUAAACCAAGAGGAAGUUGAAUGAUGUAUAGAGUGUAUAUAUUUUCAUGAAAAGGAGAGAAAGCUCAAUACUGAAAUUGUGGUGAUUUAAAGACAGAACAUAGAACUGAUUUCAUGUGGUUUUCACAGCUUGUGCACAAUGCAAAUGAAAGGAGUUAGGUGGAAAAAAUAGUGAUAGGAAAAAUACUUUCUAAGCUUUUUUUCUUUCCACAUGGUCUGUUAUUGUGACUCUUAAACAUUUUUGCAUUUUCUAUGCUUGUGCCUCAUCCUACCCGAGGUAUGUGGCUUAUGCUGAGUUACGUUUAAUCGGUUAUUUUAAGUGACCUUCAGUAACUUGCAACUUGAAUUUUUAAGAUUAUUCUAGUUAAUUUUCUAUUUGUUCUUAGCAAUGUCUGAAAGAUGCAGUAUUUUUUUAUUUAAAUGCUAUGUAGGUAAGCAUCUUUUUGUGUGCUCGAUCAUAUAAUACUUAAAUUAUGACAUAGAUUUAGUCAGCAGUUGACUGAAUGAAAACUCUUUCCAUGUUGUAGUAAUCUUUCAAUGUUGUCAGCAUGACUCGAAGUUGUAAAACAGAUAUUAUAUGUAAUAACUAUCUGUUACAGAAGGUUAUUUGUAACAGAGAUAUCUGCAGGUGUCAUGGGUUGGGAUUCUGUUAUGAAUGUUGUUUAUAUGGUUUGGCACUUAAAUGAGUUUUCAUUGUAGAUCUUAAGUAGCUCUAUAUAAACAAAGAGAUAAAUCAUACAUAAGCCCCAGAAUGCUAUCUGUUUCCAGCACAAGUGUGCAGAAAAAAAAAAAUCCUAACUGCUAAUGAUUUUUUUUUGUGAUUUGAAAUGUUAAAUCUGUGAAGACUGAUUUUUUUUUUUUUGAACAAAGAUUGUAAAAUAGACUGAAAAUGCUUUUUAUUAAGAGGCUAUCUGUUGUGUAUAUGUACAUACAAUUUGAUAUUCCAAAAUAUAAAGAGCAUGGCUAUUAGUUAUCAAACCUUUUGAUGUGGAUAAGAUUUAGACUUAUAAGAGUUUAAAUUAUAGGUAUAUUUAAAUCUGCUUUCUUGCCAUAUUCAUUACUGUACUAUGGACAAAAUAUUCUGUGAUUAGGUUUUCAGAAGUACAGGAAACACACUAACAUACUCAAAAUCUGUAAUGUGGAUAAAUUUGUGGGUCAACAUAUAAACUAGCCUUAGUCCUUACAUGGAUUAUUGUAGCAGAACACUGUAAAAACUACAUUUGUUUGCAAUUACAACUCGGUUGUCUGUAACAGUGCCAAAUAGUUUGCAUUUGUGACAUUUAAAACUGGGUUGUAAAUUACAACAGAUUUGUGUUUAAAAAAAAUAAAAAUAAAAAUCAAGUAUCAGGUGAGUAGAUAUGCUACUUUAGGAAUCUACACUGUAAUGAAGCUAACAAAUCUAUUUUGAGGUAAUUAUUAAACACUGUUGGUAGUUUUGGAUUUUAUCAUUUGCUUUUCAAAUGUAUAGAUAUACUUAGUCAUAAUGUUCAAUGCAUUAAAAUGUGCAAGCUCUGAAAGUGGAUGUAUGUAUGUCAAGGAAAACAUAAUUAUUCAUUCACAAAAUGGUUACUAAAUCUGUCAGGAAUUACUGCCUUGGGUCUCUAUAUUGUAAUAUAUUUUAGAAAACAAUAAAAUCUGUUAAUCUCUUAAA